AGGUUGUUAAGGUUCAAAUGAAACCCUUGUUAAAUCACAGCCUAAGAUGUUUCAAGAAACAAUAAGAUCUAAUUUGUUGUAUGUGCGUCAGAAAAUUUCAAACACAUUAUCAACUGCAAAGGAAAAGGUUAAUAAAAAGACUACAAAAAAUGAUGCCAUAGAUCUUACGGAAUUUGCAUAUUUAAAGAACACAGAUCUCAAACAAAUGGAAUACCGAGAACAAAGAGAUAAGACAAGGUGUCAGAAAGAAAAAGAGUACUCAAAAUCAGAAUUGUUAGACUCGCAGCAAGAACUUAUCAACGUGUUACUUAGUAGUCGUAUAGAGAUAGCGGCAAAAGGGAAGUGGAUGAAUUCUGCUGAUUUAACAGAGCCAAAGCAUCUAGCAACCGAAAUUCAGACAAUAUUCAAGAAUGAAUGGAGAGACACCAAAAGAUCAUUGAUUGCUAAUUUGUAUAAUGACAAUAGAAGUGCGACUCUGCCUACAUCUUCUUUGACGGAAAUUGAUGUUAUCAAAUGGUUAAGCUACAUCCUGCAGGAAUGCUAUACAUUUUGUGAGACAAAGGCAAACUUACCAAUAUCACAGUUUUUGGCAGCAUUCAGCACAAAUACAAAGCUGGAGUUUGGUAUGAUUAAGUGUUCAGAUGUUGAAAGAUACUACUUUUUAAAGAUGCGAAAAAUUGUCGGAAUGCGCAGCGAUGUAAUGGAAGGCAUUGUUCAGGAAUUUUGGUCAAAGUGCGUAUCUGACGAAGAACAAAGAAACUGUAAUGUUGUUAUCGUAUCAGACAAAAGCGAAGAGAAAAUAUCUGGCACUUUAGAAAGUGAUAUUGAUCAUAGCAAGGAGGGAGGAAGCGGCAAUAAAGACGAAAUAUCUGACAUCGCAGACAACGUGCCUGACCCAAGCACACCACAGAGAGGUAGUCAGAGAGGUAGUUACAAAGAUGGCAAAAUAGCUCAAACUGCAAUUAUCGAAACUGAAACUAGCAAACAGAAAGAAAGCGGCAAAGACGGCAAGAUAUCUUGCACAGCAGAUAUUGAUACUGACCAUUGCAAACAGGAAGGCAGUUACAAACAAAUCAAAAUAUCUGUCUCUGCAGAAAGUGAUAUUGACCCCAGCAAGGAGGAAGGGAGCGGCAAAAAAGGCAAAAUACCUGGCACUGCAGAAAGCAAUGCUAAACCAAGCGAGGGUGAAGGAAGCGAAAAUAAAGACUUGAUAUCUGACAUUGCAGAAAGCCUAACUGUCCGUAGCACACAGGGAAGUGAAGACAAAGAAAGCAAAAUGUCUGACUCUGCAGAUAAUGCUGCUGACACUAGUAAACGCGAAGGAGGAGUCAAAGAAUGCAAAAUAUCUGACAUUGCACAGAAUAUUAUUGAGCCUAAGACAAUGGAAGGAGGCGCCAAAGAAGGCAAAAUAUCUGACACAGUAGAUAUCAUAUCUAACCCCAACAAGAAGGAAGGGAGCGACAAAAAAGGCAAAUUAUCUGGCAAUGCAGAAAGCGAAACUGACUGUAGAAAGCAGGAAGGUAGCGACAAAGAUAGCAACAAACUAAGCACUGCAGAAACCGGUACGAACCCUUGCAAGAAGGACGGAAGUGGCAAAGAAAGCAGAAUUUCUAACAUUAUAGAUAGCAAAACUGACCCUGGCAAACAGAAAGAGGUCGGUAAAGAUGCCAAAAUAUAUGGCACUGCAGAUAGCGUAUUUAUCCCUUGCAAACAGGAAGGUAGAGACAAAGAAGUCAGAAUACCUGCCACUGCAGAAAGUGAAAUUGAUCCCAGCAAGAAAGAAGGGAGCGGCAAAGAAAGCAAAAUACCUGCAGAAAACGAUGAUGAACCUAGCACAGGGGAAGAAAACGACAAUAAAGAAGAGGUAUCUGACAUUGUAGAUAGCUUUACUAUCCCUAGCACACAAGGAGGUUGCGACAUAGAAGGUAUAUCUGGCUCUGCAGGUAACGUUGCUGACCCUAGUAAACGAGAAGACGGAAAAGAAGGCAAAAUAUCUGACAUUGCAAAGAAUGUAACUGAGCCUAGCAAAAUGGAAGGAGGCUGCAAUGAAGGCAAAAUAUUUGACACUGCAGAUAUCGUGUCUGACCCUAGUAAUCAGGAUGAGAGCGACAAAGAAGACAAAUUUACUGGCACUGCAGAAAGCAAUAUUGACUGUAAAAACCAGGAAGGUAAUGACAAAGAAGGUAACAUACCUAGCACUGCAGAAAGCGAUACAGACCCUAGCAAGGAGGUCCGAUGUGGCGAAGAAGGCAGAAUACCUGACACUGCAGAUAUCGUAUCUGGCCCUAGCAAACAGAAAGGAAACGGCAAUGAAGGCAGAAUAUCUGACAUUGUAGAAAACGUUACUGACACUAGCAAAGAGAAAGAGAGCGACAUAAACGGGAAAAUGCCUGGCACUGUAGAUAUCGUAACUGCCCUUUCCAAACAGAAAGGAAGCGGCAAUGUAGGCAGAAUAUCUGACAUUAAAGAUAGGUUAACUGAUCAUUGCAAAGAGAAAGAGAGCGACAAAGAGGGCAAAAUAUCAGGCACUGCAGAUAGCGUACUUGACUCUAGCAAACAGGAAGGUAGAGACAAAGAAUUCAAAAUAUCUUGCACGGUAGAGAAAGUAACUGACCUUACCAAUCAGAAAGUAUGUGGAAAAGAAGGCAAAAUAUCUGACACUGCAGAAAGCUAUACAAGUAACGACGAAGUAGGUGCGGAACCCUGCAAAUCUGCUAUCUGUACUGAUACUAAUGAAAUCAUUUGUAAUUACAUAAUGCAAUUAGACAGUAAUGACACAUGUUUGAAACAUUUCCGGAAGUAUGUUACUGUGUGCAUAAACACUUGCUGGAAAGCAGUAAUAAGUGAUCCACCUGUACAGCUGAAGUUCAAUUUUACUGGUAAAAGCUUCGAAUAUGUCUAUGAAAAGUAUGGACUUAAAACAUACACUUUCAAUAAGCCUUAUCGAGACACAAGCAAGGAACAUAAUGAAAUUGUAUUGGUUGUGUGGCCGCCUUGUAUAAUCUAUGAACAUGACAGCCAUGAAGAAAACGUUUUGGCGGCUGAAAAUGCUCGUGUCGUCGUCAAUAAUUUAAAUUAGUGCUAAAAUCAUUUGAACGUAGCAAAACUAUUUAAUAUUCGUUUGGGUAACCUUUAGAAUAUUGACAACUGAGCAACUUAUAUGUAGAACAGGACACAACUCGAAUGACGUAUCAAAACGAUGGCAAAACAUAGGAAAUUCACAUGUGUUCUUUAGACCUCGAUCUGCUAUUUUUGUCAAGCAGUAAUAUAUAUAAUUAGGUAAUUAUAACGUAAUAAUUAUGCAACUGCCAGGACAAAACAAAUAUUAUUAGGCGAUUUAACAUUCUUCUGUACAAUCCGGAGAUAUAUUUGGACCAGUACCAAGCUGAGAAAACCAUCUUGGACGAGCCGCCAGGCGAGUCCAAUACGGUUUUCCCAGCUGGGUACUUUAUCGUAUGUUUAACAUGGGAUUGUUGAACCGUCCAAAUAGGAAAAUACAGUUUUGUUUGUACGAACGUGAGUCCAGUGCGGUAAUAUAUUGUAUGGUCACGGGUUGCAAAUAAACGUUCACGAUUACUAGAUAAAUGAAAUAGAUAUAGAAUAAAAUUACUUAUCAAAUAAAGAAAAUAUUGCAAACAAUUUAAUAAUUUUAUAUACCUUACAGUAAGAUGUAUCAAUUGUAUGAGAAAUGGAUAUAUUUUAUUAUGUAAAUGUACAUAAAAUUCAAAGACACCCACCAAGAUUGAUAACAAACAACAAAUAAUUAGGAUGAAUAAAUGUAGUCCCGUUGUAUCCCUUAAGGUACGUUUCCGUAAUUGGGAUAUCACUACAGUGAUAUUUUGGGCAUUUGCUGGGUUUUGAAUUCGGAUUCUUAGCGCCACAGCGCUGAGAUAAUAUUGUAGAGCUACAUAAUUACUAUCCUCUAUCGUAUUUUGUAUUUUCCAUAGGAUCUACAGUUUUGUCUCAUUGACAAAACAAAAUGAGUCACAUGUAUCUAAUUUCCGUAUUACCACUCCAAACGAAAUACUACGUUUCGUGACAAUAUUUUGAAUAUUUAUCGUCAUUUUCCGAAUGGAUGAUCUGACGAGAUUAAGACAGAAAAUAUAGAUGAAAUUCAAUAAUAUCAUCUCAUGUUAUAUUCCAUUAACAGUGGUAGAGAGUUUGUGAUAACAUCAAAUUACAGGUUUUUUUAUAGGUCGUGUUUAUAAACACAAAUGUGUGAUCACUUUCAUUUGUUUGACCUUUUUUACUAUUACGAUAAUGGCGUCUUUAGUUUGACAACAAAAUCCAGUUAUCGAAUUUUCACUAUACCUUCUCUGUAAACCGAACUGAAGAUAUACAAUCAAAAAUAAGAGUCAAAAGAUUUGGAAUUAAGAGGAAAAGAACGAACAGCAUAUUUGGAACAGUUAUGAGGAUAAAACUUCUCGCACGCCGUUGAAUGCAUUGUCAGAGACUCAAACACAGUUUUAAUGUUACUAGUAUUAGAUCCAUCGGAAGCACCGAGAGCAAUGCAAAGAGUGAAAAUUGCAGACUCUGAAAUAGUAAAAACUAUGUAAUAAAAUACUAAAUGGAUAAGCUGUGAUCCUGUGAUCAGUUUAAAAUUUAUAUUUUUUUUACAAAAUAAUUGUUAUAUUUCAAAUUAAGAAACUAAGGCAUAACAUAUGCCAUACAAUUAGAUGCAUUAGUUUAUUCUGAUAUAUUUUAGGUCUAUUGUUAAGCAAGUUCUUCAACUUAUAUUAAUCGCUCUCGACACCUCAUUCCUGAUAGAAUCCAUCGCCACGUUGGUAUGACAGAAGAGAAGACAUUUUCCCUUUUAAAGCUGAGCGCCAAGCAAGGGAGCUACUGGUACCAUUUUUAACGUCUUUGGUUUGACACGGCCGGGGAUCGAACCCACAACCUUCCGCACUCAAAGUGGACGCUCCACCACUAGGCUCUCGAGUUUGUUGAAUAAUAAUUAUAUGGAUUUUAUGUACAUUAUCGUAGGAACAUUUUAAUGCAAUUUACUACAUAAAUUUACAUAAAAUCCAUAUAAUUAUACAAACCGACAUUGCAUACAAAAUACAAAGGAUUAGGACAAAUAAUUUUAUAUCUUUUAUGUCCCACUUGUGUCCUACGUACAUGUAGGGUACUUUUUCAUGAUAAGGAUAUUACUGUCUAUAUUUCAUGCCAACAAAUGUCGGAAUAAGCUCUGGUCGGUACCACCUACCAGCUCCUAAUCUAAGAAAUUAGCACGGUCCAUCAAUGUGUUAUGAGCUUAUCAGAAUUAGAGAAAUAGUAUUGUACAUUUGCUAGGAUUCGAACCUGGACCCUUGUGGGGACAGCGUCUAGUGCUGAAAUAAUUUUCAAGCUACAAUUCUCUUUCGGAUUUUUUUUUGCGGUAUCCUUUGCCAUAGGAAUUACAAACAUAGAUAUAAGAUAUGAUUACACAAAUUAAUAUGCGUAAUAUGUUUAUUGCCCUGUAACUCCAUAAGAAGUUUUGUAAUGAAAUCUCGAGUACUUUUUUGUCAUUUUCCAGAUAAACGACUGUCUGUUUGCCAAGGCCUUAAACACUUUUAGCAAUUUAGAAGAAUGACGUGAGUGUGAAACACGUAUUCUUAAUUAAACAUAGAAAUAUGAAAUAAAUCACUUUUCAAUAAGCAUUGCUAGGCUAAAUGAAAUUUAUACCUCUGUAUAAUCAUAGUAUUAUACUUUAGUUUAACAUAAUGUACAUGUACUAUCUGUUUAUUAAAUAAACACACACAUUUCAAUCAAUAUACUAUGUUAUUGAUAGGUUGUCGUAAUAACAUUAAUUCUGUAACUGAAUAAUUUGCCAUGACCAUGUCUCAAAAGCUAGAAGUAGAUAUCAUAAUGCAUUUACCAAUAAAAUAAAUUGUUCUUACACUAUGAUGGUUAAAAGCAUGACUGUAUAAUUACAUGGGAUUGGAUCAUGGCCUUUCGCUCUUAAAGAAGGGGUCCGGCCCAUGAUUGGAUUGUGUUUAUAUGUAGGUGAAUUGAGUUUAAUGACUUGUUAUGAAUUCUCUAAGACAAGGCUAUUCGCUCAAUAUAGGCUAGUACUUACCACCUACUAUUUUUAUAUGGCGUUUUAAGAAUGGAACUUUGAUGGUCAUUUUUUUAUUUUAUAAAAAUUUAAAUUUGUAUUGGUGCAUGGUGUAUAUUUUAGUGGCUGCCUAUAACUUGUUUGUUGUCAGGGUAAGGCUUCGCACCAUGUACUGUUCGCUACGAUUUUAACUUGUCGAAAACCAGGUCAAUAUAUGAAAAAGUGUUGAUGUAAUUUUAAUAGUUGAUGAUCUUAUCUAAGUAAAGACUUCAUGUGAAUGGGAAAAUCGUAAAUGGUAUUCUUUUUUGGUCAUAUAAUAUAAUACAUGUAUGUUGUUGUUUUUAUUUAGUUUUGCAGAUUAUAUAUUGCAACAUAUAAAUAAGAAGAUGAAACAGAACAGAUAGAUAUAAUUUACCAUUACAUCAUCGGCAAACAAUGUCAACAUCAACAUAGCACAUUGUAUCUCUAUUUUACGAUUAAACAAUCUUAUUUUAUUAUAGUCCAGUUUCUGAGGUUGUAGGACUAUGUAAGGGGCCCGUCUAUACAGAACAAGACGGCUAACCCAAAAAUUAUCAUUUCGACAAUAUCUUAAGAAAUGAGGGAAAGAACUUUCUUGAAAUUCAGCUCACGCUUCGAACAGUUUUAACAAAAUCUGAUAAUGACAUCAAAUAAAUUUGUUCAUUUUUAGCUCAACUUUUCGAAAUAAAAGUAGAGCUAUUGCACUCGGCCCGGCGUCGGCGUCGGCGUUGGUUAAAGUUUUUGAUAAAGUCAAAUAUCUCUGUUACUAUUAAAGCUAUUGACUUGAAACUUAAAACACUUAUUUACUAUCAACGUCUACACCAGGAGAAGCAAUCCCCAUAACUCUGAUUUGAAAUUUGACAGAAUUAUGCCCCUUUUUAACUUAGAUGUUUUUUGUUAAUUUUUUUUUAUUAAGCCAAUAUCUCUGUUAUUAUUAAAGCUUUUGACUUGAAACUUCAAAUAGUUAUUUACUAUCAAAGUCUACACCAGGAGAAACAAUCCCCAUUACUCUGAUUUGAAUUUUGACAGAAGUAUGUCCCUUUGUAAUCUGGAAAUUUUUUAACUGGCAAAGCUCUAAUUCAGAGUCAAGCACUGAGAAACGUCGCGAGCGCGCUGUCUUACGGACAGCUCUUGUACUACUUCAACCGUAUUAUGAAACAAGUCACAAAAAUACACUAAAAUAUCUAGAAUUUAGUUCUAUCGGUAAAGGUUAUGAACGGCAAAAAACAACAAAAUGACGUCAUUGUCAUACUCUGUCAAAAAAGAUCAUUUGAUAUUUGUUUGAUAUUUUACCAGUUUCGACAAGUAAAUCGGAAUCCUUAUAAAUGAUAUUCACCCAUUUUCUAAACACACAACAACUACGCUUCCUCUUGUGAUUUUUAAAACAUAGGACGUGGUAUUAAAAUAAAUAAAAUUUUAUCUCUGUGUUAUUCGAUAUUUUUUAUCUCUUAGCAUGUUAUUGCCGAUAUAUUGAUCUCAAUGUAUGAAUAGUUUUCAAAAAGUACAUGCAGAAAUUUUAGGAUAUUUGCAAAAGAGUAAAUUGCAGAUGUGGUGUUUUAUUUAGCAUAUAUGUAUCUCACUUCCUAUCCAGACGAGAAACCGUAUAAAAUUCAACAAGGACUUCCAACUCAAAGCAAGAAAUUUAGCUCGACUAAACACAAUUUAUUGAGAGUUUUCCUACUCUUCCUUGCGUUGCAUCUGUGUCCAGGUUCCUAGUUCAUUUUGAUGCACAUUCACUUAUCUCUUUGUCUCUGUUAUUAAUUUCGCGAUUUAAUUCAAACGUAAACCUAAUAUUGCAUGCAACAGAGGAUGAUGUUAUCAUUCUGCAAACAAAAAUUCUGCGAGAGACCAGGUAAAAGUGUUACAUAGAAAUGUAUAAAAUGGGAAGAAACUUUGAGCUGUCAUGGAUGUUAUAUGUAAAAUGUAUAAUUGUGCUCGUGCUUGUUUGAUGAAAGUCUGUAAUUCUGUAUUUAUGAUUGUCCAUAAUACUGUAAAGGACCGUUAACACUUUGAGGUAAGUUUUAAAUGAUUUAAGAGAACUUAAUCGAAUAUAACCAUCAUGUUAUCAUAAUUACUAUAUCUAAAGUAAUCUAACGUAUUUGAUUAUAUAUUCAAAAGAACUUCAUCAAUUAGUAAGCAGUUACAUUAAUUUGGCCCAUGCAACCGAUUAACAAUCUGUUACAUAUGACAACGAAUCGAUCACCAUGUUUGAUUGUUCGUAAGGAAAAAUGAUAAGAUUUCUUAAUAAAAAAAUCAUAUUUUCAUAUUCAUAUAUAUUCAUAUGACAUUAAGUAUAGGAAAUAAGACGAAAACGAUCCAAUAUGUAAAAUACUGGACUGUCCGAAGCGCGUAGUUCCAGUAUUUUACAUAUUGGAUCGUUUGAGGCUUAUAUCUUACUUAAAACAUUGUUUUAAUGACAUAACCAAUCAAAAAAUUACAUAUAAACCAUUGACGUAAAAUAUUUUUAAAAUAAUUCGGUUUUUAUUCAUUUUACCGCAUUUAAUAACAGUUGCUAUAUGAUUUAAAAUACUCUGUAGAUCCUCAUGACUAUUUUACGCACGUUUUUCUCAUAAUGCACGACUGCGUUUUUCUCGGGUUUCUCGCCUUCGUAAUAUUGGACUUUCGUUAGCCCGGGAUUCUCGUGAUGCUAUUGUGUUUACACAUGUACACUGAUGUACGGAAUAAACAGUAGUAUUCAUGAGUGGCGGCGAGAGGAAAGAAAUUUUGUGACAUUUUAGAAACAAAAAACUGGAUUUAUUUUAAUUCAUGGCAAGGAUAAAGUGAUUAUGUUCUUUUCAUUUAAGUGUGUACAAGGAAACGUUCUUUGUGUUAAAAUUUACAAGGGUAUGGCGGAUUAAGAUAAUGUUUCACUGAAAGCAGUUGGAGUCGGACAACUGGAGAAAAUGCAUGCUGCAUGUGCACUAAAUGAGAAAAUGGGUUAUUUGUUUACACGCCUGACAAUAUACUGUUGUGAUUUAUUAGUUCAAUGACAGUUUUUGUUGGGUUGUACAUGAAUUUGCCCGAAAAUCUUCAAAUUUAGUGCAAGAAGACUUACAGAACAGACAUUUUUUAAUAUAUUAUCGGAUAUAGCUACCAGGCUACUGGUAAGUCGAAAUCAUACUAAACUUGUGAUAUUAUUUUCGUUCCCUUUAAAUGGUUAAUAAACGAUGCAUAGUGGCGAGGCGGAAGCUGAAAACUAAGGAAAACUUGCUUUCAAUAUGAAUUUUAUUGAUGCACUCGAAGCUACCCUUAUUUAAGUAUUAUCAGGCUGGUAACAUUGCCUAACAUUUUACUGUGCUUUCACUUACAACUCUUUAAAAAAAUAAAAUAUUAGUUGUAAAAAAAAAGUGUUCAUACAUCUGCACUAGAAACAAAUCAUUCACCCUAAAUAUACUGAAUAAAGGUAUUGGUGCACAAGUUUGUAGCAAUAGAAAGCCAUUGAACCUUUUUCCGUUUUAACACUGCAUGAAAAACUAAUUUUAGGGCUUCAAAAAUUAUGCAUCAUAAAAAUCUGAAAAAAGAGAAGUAAUUCUAACAAAAACCGAAGGCAACAAAGUUAUUUCUAUCUUAACAUGCAUCAUACGUUAUGCUUAAUAAAUGGACCAAGUUUGAAAGAAUUAUCUUCAUUAUUUUUCAAGAAAUAUUAGUUUUUAUGUCGAAAGCCCGAUCGGGCAAUGUUACCAGCCUGAUGAUCACAAUGGAUGUUUAAUGUAGUCCCAACUGGAAUACUGAAAAAUAUAUUUGAUAUCAUUCACUUUGAAUCUAUUAGAUUUAUUUUCACUAACAUCUCAGUAGUUCAUAAAAUAGCAUAAAAUGAAAUAGAAUAUACGAGUACAAAAUUAAAAGAUAUUUCGACAAAACUAAGGUUCAUGCAAGUACAUGUGUCUCUUAAUUGCAGUUGUUUUUCUUUUUCAAUAGGCAAUCUCACAGACUGAACAAAUGUGAGCAAAUGCUUCACAAUGGCUUCAAACACAAGAAAUGAAGGCAAUUUAUUCUACGUAGGGUGCUAUAAACGUUUAUUUUUUUGAAAGGAACAUCCUGUUUUUUACAGUUUUUUUCAAUACGGAUGUAAUACUCAAAUAAACAUAAACUGUAACUGUCAAUACCCACAACAAAUCUAUGAGCUGCACCAUGAGAAAACCAACUGCGCAGUCUGGCCAGGAUCAAUGCUGUUCGCUUUCAAAGCCUACUGCAAUUUGACAAACUGUUAUCGAAAAAUAUGUAUCCUGACCAGACUACGUGGAUGCGCAGGCUGGUCUUGAUCCAUGCUGGCCGCAAACGCACUAUGUUGGUUUUCCCACGGCGCGGCUCAUAUCAUUUUCAGGGGUUUACAUGAACAUUAACGUGUAAGCAUUUGUUUAGUUUUUUUCUAUGUACAGAUGAACGGAUAAAUUCGGAAAAUGUGGAAUGUGACAUAACAAAAUAUCAGCUAUGGAUGCAAUGCUUCACUUAAUUUUCGUAAAUCGUGAAUUAUUAUUACUAUUAUUUUUGUUUCCCGAAGGGCGGGCACUUUGAUUGACACUUUGUCCGUCUUUCCGUCCGUCCGUCCGUUGUAUCACUUGAAAAGUAUUAACGGCAUUUUAUUAAAAUUUCACAUAAUCACAGAGCAAUCAAAGAGCAGUGUCAAAGAACCAUAGCUCUAGCUGUUGGAUUAUCUCCCUUUAUUAUACAAAAAAAAGGCUUGUCCGGAGCAUUACUUGAAAAAUAUUAAUGACAUUUCAUUUAAACUUAAUAAAAUCAUAAAGGCCAUUGACAGUACGGCCUCUAAGAACUAUCAUGAUUGGUCUUAUAAAACUGCUUUUUAACAGAGAGCAAUAAAUUCUUGCACAAUUUUUAAAACUGGAAGCGUGAACAAUAUUGAAGAAAUUGUUGCUCUAGGAAGUCAUCGUUUAGGGAGUAAGAUUACGUUGACGCAUGCAGAAUAUGUAUAAUGCUAUUUUUAAAAUUUUGCGAUUUUGUCCAGAUAUAUUAUGCACUAGAUCUAUACAUAAAAUUUAAUUUUGAUAUUAAUUUUCCUUUUUAUUAUCAGUACUGUGUUAUUUUAUUGGACUGCUUUCAUUUGAUUACAAUAUUUCUAUAUGGAAUUACGCUACAUGUAUUGAUAAAUAUUGGUCUACACGAAGACAUUGAUUCUGUAUAUAAAUCGUUUUCCUCGUGCAAUCCAAUAUUAAAUACACAGUCCAAUAUUAAAAUAAUAUUGGACUCCACGUGAAAAAUACUGUACUAAGUCCCAUUGAAAGCAGUCCAAUAUUAAAAAUACAGUACAGCGAGAACAAAGGAGUGACGUCAUGACAAUGUUUUAAGGCAUUAUAAACAUUUAAGGAGCUUUCAUUUCGAACUCGAAGUACUGAUAUUAUGUCGAUAUACAGCACAUCUGCGUUUGUUAAUACAAUAAAAAUCAUACUUAACUGUAAAUUUUCGUUUUAAGUAAUUUGAAGUAACUCAGCUUGUAACUUCAAUAUUACAGUUUUCAGACGAUACAACGUUCAUGUUUUAUUGCAAAGAAUAUUGUUCCUCUUAUAUAAUUUAGUUCGUAAACGACAGUGAGACAAAAUAUAUUGAAUUCUUACAUGAUGUUUUUUGUUUUGUCUUUUAUAUACUACGUUUGAUAGUUGCUUUUACAAUGAUAAAGCUUAUAUAAUAU
Messenger RNA from Mercenaria mercenaria, 11699 nucleotides. RefSeq names its product serine-aspartate repeat-containing protein F-like. The transcript is spliced from 7 exons. Lineage: Eukaryota; Metazoa; Mollusca; Bivalvia; Venerida; Veneridae. The record is from RefSeq and is a predicted model, not a curated record. Bases 47 to 3079 code for a protein of 1010 amino acids.